Molecule: messenger RNA, 1237 nt
Organism: Arabidopsis thaliana (thale cress)
Lineage: Eukaryota; Viridiplantae; Streptophyta; Magnoliopsida; Brassicales; Brassicaceae
Exons: 1
Coding region: 145-381 (78 amino acids)
Source: RefSeq, marked reviewed
AACACGGUCUCGUUGUAUAUAUAAACAAAACCUUCUUCGUCAUUCUAAAUAAGAACACACAAAGAUCUUUCUAAAGUUCUAAAACAUCUCUCUCUCUCUUUCUCUAGAAAUUUCAAAGUCUCUUCUUUUCUUUUCUAUUUGAUCAUGAAUUCUAUGUUCAGUGCCUUCGACGCUCUCUUCGCAGAGGUCAUGGGAAAGAACCUUAUGGCUUCUUCGUUUACUGCUACUACCGCAACAACCAAACCUGCCGCCGCGCCGCAAACACAAACGCAGGAGAAGGCAAACGCAAGUAGCAAGAAGAUAGGUUUGGUGCAGAAGAUUCCGAGGUUUGCUUUGGAGCUUGAUGGUCUUCACUGCUUCGAAACAAUAGUCCGUUCUUGAUUUGAUUCGUUCUUGGUUCUUGGCUUCAAGAUCAGAAACUUAGAAUCUGAGUUUCUUAUAUUUUUAUUUAUUUUAUUAAUUCAUUAUAACAUGUGAUUGUGAAUACGUUUUGGAAUUUUGAUAUUGAUCGAUUUGAUCUAAUUAUAUAUUUCUUGGAUUCUCCGAUUUUGUGUUCAUAUUUCUCCGGUUCUGGCUAGAUGCAAGGGUUUCGGUCCGGUUAACAAAAUUUAGAUUUGGUUUUAAUUUAGAUUUAACUUAUUUUGAAGUUAUAUCAAAUCAGACAAGUACUUCUGAAAAUCGAAUUCAAAGUAAACAACCAUCUAUUAAGUAGAUCUUAAUUUUUUAAAAUUAAGAACCUAUUAAUUAACAUAAAUAAAGAGUUUGGAGUUUGAACCAAACCAAAAGCGAGAUUAGGUAAAGGUUACCCUACUUGAUGAAGUGGCCUAGUUUCAUGGUUCUUUGAAAGAUAAUUUUAUUAUAAUAAAUUGGUGUUUCACCAAAAAAAUAAAAAAAUAAAAAAAUAAAAAAUAAAAAAUGGCAUCUAAGCAAAUGAAAGAAAGAUAAGUGGAACUUUUUUUCUUUUCUUUUGCCUUUAACUUAACAUUAUGUUACAAUUCUAGGCUCAACAAUUUCGUCGCAUAAAUAAAGUUUGCCAAGGUGUUGGUUGUUGGAUGUAAUAUAUGAAAAAUUCUUGAGCAAAAAAAGAUGAAACUAUUCAAACAAAAUCCAUUAAUAAAAACCAUCAACAGAUCAAGUAAUCAGAAUUCACACUUCCGGUUCAAUGAUGAAUCCUACAAGCAGUGUAACGAGCUAAAAAGAUAAUAUAUUAUUCAAAGGUUGUAGUUGAAAUUUUCAG